AUGCAGUCACCUACUGGUUAUCUGGCGUCUCUGCCAGUCGAUAAUCCGACCAAGUCCUUCUGGCAGAGCGAGCCUGACCCAGUGAUCAGUAACUACCAAUCUGCUGAAUUUUCCCCCUCUGCUGAUGUUGUUAUCAUCGGCUCGGGGUUGUCUGGUGCUUUCAUCGCCCACCAGUUGCUCAGUUCCAGCUCACCAAACAGACCAAAAUCCGUAGUCAUCUUGGAGGCCCGCAACGCAGCUAGUGGUGCUACUGGAAGAAAUGGCGGUCAUAUAAAGCCGGACUGCUAUCGUGGCUUCACAUCGUACUCCAUCCUGCAUGGUACUGAUGUUGCAAAGGCUCAGUGUGAAUUCGAAGCCGCCAACUAUCAAGAAACCGCAAGAUUCAUCCAUGAGAAUAAUCUAGCUGCGGAAGUCGAUCUGGUACAGUAUCGCUCAGCCGACGUCUACCUGACCCCAGAGUCCUGGAAGACCGGCCUGUCAUCGUACAAUGGCUUCAAAGAAUCUGGCGGCGAUGUCUCCGAUAUCAAUGUACUCAGUAAAGCAGAGUCUGAGGAGUCUCUACGGGUUAAGUGUUGCUAUGGAGCCAUCACUUUCCCAGCUGCCAAUCUGUGGCCAUAUAAACUCGCAAUCGCUGUUUUACGCAAGGGGCUCGACUUGGGACUAAGAUCUUGGAAGAUCUCAACACCCCAAGGGGUUGUAAUAGCAAAUAAGGUCAUCCAUGCAACCAACGGCUAUGCUUCGUACCUCCUACCUGAGCUUGAUGGGCGAAUUAUCCCCCUCAAGGGUCAUGUUUCUGCCAUCAGGCCCCCGCCGGCUUAUAUGGACCAGCCUCUGACGACAUCCUUUGCUUUCAUAUCCAAUGACGAUUACGACUAUCUCAUCCAAAGACAAGGUCCUGAAAAGUACCUGAUCUGGGGCGGUGGCGAGGUUGCUCAUCCCAAAGGUCUCUCAGGCGGUUUCGGUGACUGCGAUGACCGUCAUGUCGUGCCUGAAGUCGAGUCCUACAUUUUGAAUGCACCAGUUGAAAUAUUCAGGGAUUGGAAAGAGUCUAGGGCGUCUUCUAGAACUAGCCCUGCAGGUGCCGUGGCAUUCUCCUGGAGUGGCAUCAUGGGCCUGAGCAAAGAUCUUCUUCCGUUUUUGGGAGAACUUCCAGGCAAGCCUGGUCAAUAUCUGGCUGGUGGAUAUCACGGGCAUGACCUCGAGAUCAUGGAUAACAUGGCAUAG
Fusarium proliferatum ET1 is the source of this 1224-nucleotide messenger RNA. RefSeq lists its product as uncharacterized. Gene Ontology annotation, cellular component: cytoplasm. Gene Ontology annotation, molecular function: oxidoreductase activity. Lineage: Eukaryota; Fungi; Ascomycota; Sordariomycetes; Hypocreales; Nectriaceae. The record is from RefSeq and is a predicted model, not a curated record. Bases 1 to 1224 code for a protein of 407 amino acids. The transcript is spliced from 5 exons.